Messenger RNA from Salvia hispanica, 631 nucleotides. RefSeq lists its product as uncharacterized. The record is from RefSeq and is a predicted model, not a curated record. NCBI's taxonomy places the organism in Eukaryota, Viridiplantae, Streptophyta, Magnoliopsida, Lamiales, Lamiaceae.
CUAUACAAUUAGUAGUACAUUCCCCUAGAGUGAUAGAGAAAUGGCAAAAUUGUCCUUGAUUGUUUUGCUAGCACUUGCACUAGUGGCAGCUCAUGCAUCCGCAAGAAACAUUCCAACUCAUCACCAAACAACAAACCCUAAUCUCAAUGCAUUAGCCCCUUCACAAAAUUCGGCCGGCGCCGUCGCCGAUGAAAAAAACUUCAUUGGCGGUGUAGGCGGCUGGGGCGGGAUCGGCUACGUCGGAGUGCUGCCGGUUGUAGGUGGCAUGGGAGGAGUUGGCGGUGCAGGAGGGGUUGGUGGCCUCGGCGGACUCGGUGGCUUAGGCGGCGGGAUUGGUAAGGUAGGCGGGAUCGGCAUUGGGGGCGGGAUCGGCAAAGUGGGAGGCAUUGGCAUCGGCGGCGGGCUUGGGAAAGUAGGAGGCGUUGGCGUCGGCGGCGGCAUUGUGCCUUGAAUUUGUUGGUGGAGUUAUAAUGCAUGCAUGCAUGUUUUUUUGUUCAUGAAUUUAAUUCCUAGCUAGUUUGUGUUAAGAUUGUUCGCUCGUCUAGUUUUGUUGUGUUCCAAGUAGUUUGUUUUUAUUUCUUGGUGUAAUCAAUGCAUGCAUGUUGGCUUGAAUUCAGUUUAUUUUUGGAUU